UGCGUUUCGAGCUAGCGUGUGGGCCAACUAGUGACAAUGGCGAAGUGGUUACGUUGGGCAACCGAGAGGAGGACUGAAAGCGAGGAAAAGGGGCGUUCACCGUCUUAGGGUAGGGCCUGGGAAGAGGAAAGCCCUCGACCCCAGAGAACGAAACGAGACAGGAUCCCGAGGGCAGGUCUCCCACAGAACGAGAAUGAGGAGAGUGGGUCUCAGUUUCGGCCCCCAAGAAGCGAGGAGCAGAGCCGCGGGAGAACUGGCUGCUGGGGCUUACCCUGCAGCCGAGGAGGGUAAACAAGUCUGGGCCAGACGGGUUUGGAGAGAGGGAGAGCGCCCCCCCCGGGGUUGCUGGGCAGCGCCGAGACUCGUAGAACACAAAACGGAGAAACUGCGAGAAGUUAACGCGCUUGGACAGCGUACCCGCAUGUCGCGGACCUUGGACACUAGCGCUCGCCCCUCGACCAUCACCCUUAGUGAACUACACAAUCACUAUCACCUUGAGAAUGAACGCUUCGAUCCCUGGCGCACGUUUGAUGAGGGCCCUGGAACGCCUCUUCCACCAUAUCUUAGUCUAAUAAAUACUUUUUUCAAGCCAGAGAGGCUAACAAAGGCUGAAAUGAAGUUUAAAGAAAAGGCAAUGGUGGAAGUGAUGGAGCUGAACAAUCAAAUAAAACAAGCUCAAAUCCAGCAGGAACAGCUACAGAAGGACAGCAGGCAGCUAUGCACUGAAAAGCUACUUGUCCAGGCUGAACACAAAUUCGUUCUGGAAUACCUGACUAACAAAAUUGAGGAGUACAGAAAGCAGCCUGUUAAGAUGUGGAACAACUAUGUACAAAAAAGUGGGGAGAUUGAACUGCAGAGACAGGAAUCAGCCUCAAGAUAUGCAAAACAAACUUCAGUGCUUAAAGCAGAGCUCCUGCAGAAGGAAAAGACCCAAAGCCUUCUGGAGCACCAGUUGAAGGCAAUGAAGGACAUUUUAAUAUUAAAGGAAAAACAGGAGACAGAAGUGGAGGCACUGCAGAAGGAGAAAAGGAAAGUCCAAGAUGAGACAGCCACAAAGACACAGGAAGUACAGGUCCAGAUCCUCCAGGAAAAAGCAUUACUGGAGAAACAACUGAGUGAGCCAGACGUAAGCCAGUUGGAAAAAAGAAAAAGAAGGGAGCUUAAGAGGAAGAACCAGGCCUUGGAGUUGGCAGCAAAGCAGUAUACUCUUGAGUUCUACUGUGGCAUCAACAGAGAGAACCACCAGUCACAGAAAGAUCUACAGCAGCUAAUUCAGCAAUCCCAGGAGUUGGUGGCUUGUCAAAGCCAGUUAAAAGACAGAAAACAGCAACUGCAGCAAGAACAGUGGUAUCUGGAGGGCUUAAUCCGGGGAAGGCAACGAAUGCAAGGAAGGUAUAAUUGGUGCCUAAAAGGACAGGAUGCUCCAAAGACCACACUGACCCCUCCCCUAGGCACCAAAUCAAGGAUUAAUCCCAAAUAAUGCCUAAAGUAACACUGAUUAAAUAAGCAUUAGAGCAGGUACUCUUAGGUUCUACAUAAACCCAGUUAGGAAGCUUUUUGGAUCUCAGAUUACUAUGGUAAGAUAUCUAUCAUGAUGUGUAGGUGUAAAGGGUUGGGUGCUUUUUUCUCAGCAGUACUGCUUCAUAUUUGUGACUGGCUUCCUUUAACCAGUUCUUUCUCUAAUUAGCUCCUGCUGAUAAACAGGAUGUUCCACAAACCUCUACAGUUAACAUACGACACUAACCUAAUACCCAGCCACUUGCCAAAUACCCUGUACUUCAAACUCACUCAAAAUCAACUUGAGAGGAAAAGUUGUGAUUUAUUUCAUCUACCUUAAUUAGAUUUGUUUAUAGAGAAAGCACCUUUAAGGAUAGCGUUUCAGAUUUUGUAUAGUGCUUUCAGCUCUGUAAAUAACCCAGUAUCGGUUUAUCCUCAUUCCUUUUGACCAACUCAGCACACAAAGGCAAAGGCAGAAAGUGUUUUUAAGCUCUUUUUUAGUUUAUGCUAGUGAGCAGGUAGAUCCUUGUACGAUUUUAUCAUCAAGUGAAAAGUACUCUGAUAACAGCAAGUCCAGUAAGUGCUAGGUAGAAUGAGCUUUGGUCUAAUGCUAAGCCCCCUCGGUUUUAGCUUUCAAUAAGUUGAGAAGCUAAGAAAGGAUGAAGGGGACAUAUGUUAGGUCAACUGUUGCUUUCGAAAAUGUUUCUGUGAGGAAACAGAGCAUGAAUGACUCUUGUUAAAGAAAAUAUGUCAAAAGAAAGUUAAAAUGUUUGGACAGUUUUUAAGUCUUGUGCCAUCCGUUGAUAAUCUCAUUUCCCUAGCAGCAUUCUAAAGUCUGUGACAAGUAAAAUUACUUCAUUAUAGUAACUACUUUGGUUUUAGGUCAUUUAUUAUAUUUUCUUACUACAUGUACACUUCAUAGUACAUGAAAUGCCUUUUAUAAUCAGUGUGUGCCAUAUAUUUGUCCAUUUUAUAGAACUGGGAAUAAUUUUACUAAAUUAGUAUAGAUUUUAACAGUUGUAUUUUUUACAUUUAUGACAUAUUUAUGUUUAAACCAGUGAUUUACUUGAAUGCUAAAUCCUAGUUCAGGAAUAUAACCCCUUAUUUUAACAUUGCUCUUCUAUGGGAAAAUAUAAAACAACUUAACGUUUUUCAGAAAUUGUUAAUGAUGAAACAUUUCAAAAUAAUUUUCCUGAAUUUUGUUUUAUUCAUGUGUAAAAUGAAUCCAUUUAAAAUUGAAUUUUUUCAAAAAAAGGAUCCUCCCUCAAAGUGCCUCUAACUUCUAGCUUUAAUAGUUUUUCUUGUUAAAUAUGUAGGAUUUUUUUGUUAUUAAACAAUAAAGAUCUAUUUAGGAUUAUAAUUUAUCCAUUUUUUUUUAAGUGUUCCAAUAUAAUGUAUUUUCUACUUUAUCACACUUAAAUCUCUUAUUACCAUUUCUGCAUGUCUUACUCAUACUAGUGUGCAAAUAAUAAAACUGCAGUUUUAAUACAGAGGAGCCCUGGUAGCACAGUGGUUAAGAGCUCAGCUGCUAACCAAAAAGUUCGCAGUUUGAAUCCACCAGCUGCUCCUUGGAAACCCUAAGGGGCAGUUCUACUCUGUCCUGUAGGGUCACUAUGAGUUGGAAUCGACUCAGAAGCAAUGGGUUGGGUUUGGUUUUGGUUUAACACAGAAACUAGGACUUCAGAUAUUAUACAGGUACCAUAUAGCUAUUCAUGAGCUAGAAGUACAGGAAGACUAAAUUUGAAAAGCAUGGUAUCCAAGGCAACUUUGAGGCCCUGUUCUCUGUGAAUGCAAAAAUCCUAGGCAAAUAUAUACCACACCUAAGGCCGACCGGGAGUCAGAAAGGAGGGAUCUUAGACUUUUAUUCUUCUGCUGUUCAUUCCCCUACUGCAAUUGCUGUUCCUGUUUUUUCUUUCAAGAGUGGGUAACUUCCAUCUGAUCUCAGUUUACUUCUAUCAUCCCAGCUGAAGGAGCCCUGGUGGCACAGUGGGUAAGCACUUGGCUGCUAACCAAAAGGUUGGCAGUUUAAACCCACCAGCUGCUCCACAGGAGAAUGAUGUUCCAUACAGAUUACAGCCUUGGAAACC
Molecule: messenger RNA, 3584 nt
Organism: Trichechus manatus latirostris (Florida manatee)
Lineage: Eukaryota; Metazoa; Chordata; Mammalia; Sirenia; Trichechidae
Gene: CCDC121
Product: coiled-coil domain containing 121
Exons: 2
Coding region: 194-1480 (428 amino acids)
Source: RefSeq, a predicted model, not a curated record